AUGGGCAUCCAGCACCUCCUGCUGCUCCUAAUCUACCUGGACCCACUGUGCGCGAGCAAGAAACAGGGGAAACACGCGCCGCGGCGCACAGCCAAAGCCAAGGAGCUCAACGGCACCGCCACCGUGGUCGCCCCAACUGCUCGCGCUGCUGUCCCGCGGGUCCGCGCGCCCUCCCCGGUCGUAGGAGACCACGACACGUGUCUGGGUUAUUAUGACGUGAGCGGCCAGUACGACAAGGAGUUUGCGUGUAACAACACGGACCACCGGUACUGCUGCGGCAGCUGCUUCCUGCGCUUUUGCUGUCCGGUGCGCGCCAAGAGGGUCGAGCAGCGCGCGUGCACCAACUACAAUACGCCCGACUGGGUGAAGACGCAGCCGCCGUCGCCCGCGCCGACCGCCGACGCCUACGACCCUGCGCUGGACCGCACCAACACCACCGUGUACAUCACGUGCGGUGCCAUCGCGCUCGUGCUGCUGCUCGGCAUCGCCGCCAAGGUGGCGUACGACAAGGCCACGCGCCCGCCACAGGAGAUGAACGUGCACAGAGCUCUAGCAGACAUCCUCAGACAGCAGGAUCCAGUCACAUCCUCACAUUACGACACUGACAACAUGACCACCAUCGAUGGCUCACCGAAGGACAGCACACCUGUACGCAGCAACAAGAACCACUACACACCUGUACACAACAAAACCAACCACGGGCAUCAUGGGAAGGAUAAUUUCCGCAGUGCUCAGGACAUGCACAACUUCAUCUCCUCUGGGUUCGUCACGCUCGGCCGCGGACAGCUGAAAGCUCAACACUCUGUGGAUGAUCUGGGAUGGCAAGGAGACCUGGACAUUCCUCUGUCAUACGGUACAUAA
Messenger RNA from Tachysurus vachellii, 861 nucleotides. Its product is annotated as protein shisa-6-like. Gene Ontology annotation, biological process: regulation of short-term neuronal synaptic plasticity; regulation of AMPA receptor activity. Lineage: Eukaryota; Metazoa; Chordata; Actinopteri; Siluriformes; Bagridae. The record is from RefSeq and is a predicted model, not a curated record. Bases 1 to 861 code for a protein of 286 amino acids. The transcript has 4 exons. Gene Ontology annotation, cellular component: AMPA glutamate receptor complex; postsynaptic density; postsynaptic membrane.